AUGUCUCAAAUGAUUAGACCACCAAUUGUACUUUUAAAAGAAGGUACAGAUACAUCACAAGGUUUACCACAAUUAAUUAGUAAUAUAAAUGCAUGUUGUGCAAUCGUAGAUACAGUACGUACAACAUUAGGACCACGUGGUAUGGAUAAAUUAAUCUAUCAAAGCGAAAGACAGGUUACCAUAUCAAACGAUGGUGCCACCGUUAUGAAAUUAUUAGAUAUUGUACAUCCAGCAGCACGUACAUUGGUAGAUAUAGCAAAGAGUCAAGAUUCAGAAGUUGGUGAUGGUACAACCAGUGUAGUGAUUUUAGCAGGUGAAUUCCUUAAAGCAGCCAAACCAUUCCUCGAGGAGGGUAUUCAUCCACAAAUUAUAAUCCGUGCCUUUAGAAGUGCAUGUGAAUUGGCUAAACAAAAGAUUCAAGAGUUGAGCGUAGAUAUCAAACCAGAAAACAUGAGAGAAUUCCUCGAAAAGUGUGCUUCAACCUCGAUGAACUCUAAAUUAAUCGCCUCUCACAAACAAUUCUUUAGUAAAAUGGUGGUAGACGCCGUACAAUUGUUGGACGACAAUAUCGAUCUCGAUAUGAUUGGCAUCAAGAAGGAGAGUGGUGGUGGUUUGGGUGACUCUCAAUUCAUUGCUGGUGCCGCCUUCAAACGUACCUUUUUCUAUGCAGGUUUCGAGCAACAACCAAAACACAUCAAAAAUCCAAAAGUACUCUGUCUCAACAUUGAAUUGGAAUUAAAGGCAGAGAAAGACAAUGCAGAGAUUCGUAUCUCUGACCCAACUAAAUAUCAAUCAUUGGUCAAUGCAGAGUGGAAGUUGUUCUUUGACAAACUCGAAGCCAUCCAUGCAAGCGGUGUCAAUGUCGUCCUCUCCAAAUUGGCCAUUGGUGAUUUGGCCACCCAAUUCUUUGCCGACAAGAAUAUGUUUUGUGCUGGUCGUGUACCUGAUGAUGACAUUCGUCGUGUUUGUCGUGCCACCGGUGCUGCCAUCCAAAACACUACAUCCAAUAUCAUCCCAGACGUAAUUGGUACCUGCGACCUCUUUGAAGAGGUUCAAGUAGGUGGUCAACGUUACAACUUGUUCACUGGCUGCACAAUGACCCAAACCGCCACUAUCAUCCUUCGUGGUGGUGGUGAACAAUUCAUCGAUGAGGCCGAACGUUCCCUUCACGAUUCUAUCAUGAUCGUUAGACGUGCCCGUAAACAUAGAUCAGUGGUUGCCGGUGGUGGUGCUAUUGAAAUGGAAGUCUCUAAAUAUCUUCGUGACUAUUCCCUCUCCAUUGAAGGUAAGAAGCAACUCCUCAUCAAUGCUUUCGCUAAAGCACUCGAAGUCAUCCCAAGACAAAUCGCCGAUAAUGCUGGUUUCGACUCUACCGAUAUCCUCAAUCAAUUAAGACAAAAACAUGCUCAAGGUGAAAAAUGGUUUGGUGUUGACAUUGUAAACGAAGGUAUUUGUGAUACCUAUGAAUCUGCAAUUUGGGAACCAUCUCUCGUUAAACUCAAUUCAAUCGUUGCCGCAACUGAAGCAACUUGUUUAAUCCUCUCUGUUGAUGAAACCGUUCAAAAUAAUCAAGCUGAACAAGCUCAAGCUGGUCCACAAAUUAAUAACCAAACACGUCAAGCUUUAUCACGUGGUAGAGGUGUUCAAGCAAUGAGAGGUAGAGGUUAA
Messenger RNA from Dictyostelium discoideum AX4, 1668 nucleotides. It is a transcript of the gene cct7, whose product is annotated as chaperonin containing TCP1 eta subunit. The transcript has 2 exons. Gene Ontology annotation, cellular component: cytoplasm; chaperonin-containing T-complex. Lineage: Eukaryota; Evosea; Eumycetozoa; Dictyosteliales; Dictyosteliaceae. Bases 1 to 1668 code for a protein of 555 amino acids. Gene Ontology annotation, molecular function: ATP-dependent protein folding chaperone; ATP binding; ATP hydrolysis activity. The record is from RefSeq and is a predicted model, not a curated record. Gene Ontology annotation, biological process: protein folding.